AUCAUGGAGAGGAUACGGGAAAGGGUGGUAUUGAUAUUGUUGUUUGGGGUUAUUGGCGUACAAUGCCAAGGCCUCAGUUUCAGUCAAAUGCAGAGUAUGUUUAAUCAGAUGACUGGAGGUGGUGGUGCUGGUGGUUCUGGUAGUCCAGCAGGAAUGAUGGCGACUUUAGCUGCAAUGGGAGGUAAACCUACAGCUGCCCCCGCGGCUCCUGCUGCUGCUAAACCAAACCCAUUGUCAGAAUUAUUGGGAGGACGUCAGAAGUUAUCCGAUGCUUGUUCUUACCUCAAGAGCAGAACUAGUAUUUGGGGUAAAAAUAACGCUCCCUUUAAAUUAGAAACCGAUGGUUUUUACGGCGAUGUUCGACGAGGAUACCCUAUUGAAGUUGCCAUCAAACCCUGGUCUCAAUUUCAACCAGAUAACUUCACAGAUUUUGUUAUUUACGCCACUGUGGCUGGUGCAAGUGGUGUUGGUGCCUUUGAAGCUCAAGUCAUGCAAGGAAUGCCUGGUCCAACUCUACUUGGUGUAUUCAAAGUUGUCAAUGAUUACGCUGCUGGUGCUAGAGGAUUUAUGUGUGAUCCCAGAGCCAUGGGUCCUGAUGCUUUUGGCAGUGCUGAAGAGCGAAGAAUCUUGAUCAACCGUGCCUUAAAACCGGAAAACCAAUACUGGAAAACAAGACAGCCCGCUAUAAGACAAUAUGCUGCAGCUUUAUGGUACCCAACUGAGAUGGCAAUGGGUGCUGCUAACAUCCGAUUUACAGCUAAGGUGAAAUCUGAUGGUCAUUGGUAUGAGCUGAAAUCUAAAGUACUGACCCCUUACAAUCCACCAGAUCCAUGGCAAUCAAUGGCCGCCUCCAUUUCACAAUACCAAAGAAUGCAACAACAUAUGAGACAAUUGGAAAGACAAGCAAAAGGUCCACCUCCGUAAGAAGACUACUACGCUGCAUCCUAGCUAAUCUCUAAGCUUGUUGAUAAAGUUACUAGUUCAGUAUAAUUUAAAUAUUCUUUCCUUUUCCUUCAAUUCUUCAAAACCUUCAUCAAACAAAUAACAAAAUAGAAGCACCAGAUCUAUUUAGUAAGCGAAUACCUAUCAUGCAGUUGAAAGAUGUUGCUACCGGCGGUUAAAAUUUGUUUGCAACAACUAUAUCUAUCCCUUUUCCAUGAUAACUGAAAGUUAAAUGGAUGUUCCAGAGGCCCUAAACAAACUUGGUUUGAAUUUAAAGUCAAUAUAAAUAUUGUGAGAUCACGAAACGUUAAUGUCAAACCUUUAUAUCUUGGUCUUAUAUAUUGAAUUUUAUAAUCUGACUUACAUCGGUGGUUGUUCAUGAAUUUUAUUGUUAUAUUAAUAAAUGUUUUUAAAAAGUUG
Messenger RNA from Lottia gigantea (owl limpet), 1362 nucleotides. RefSeq lists its product as hypothetical. The record is from RefSeq and is a predicted model, not a curated record. Lineage: Eukaryota; Metazoa; Mollusca; Gastropoda; Lottiidae. The transcript is spliced from 4 exons. The coding region runs from base 4 to 924 and encodes 306 amino acids.